Messenger RNA from Colletotrichum graminicola M1.001, 855 nucleotides. RefSeq lists its product as uncharacterized. NCBI's taxonomy places the organism in Eukaryota, Fungi, Ascomycota, Sordariomycetes, Glomerellales, Glomerellaceae. The record is from RefSeq and is a predicted model, not a curated record. The transcript has a single exon. Bases 1 to 855 code for a protein of 284 amino acids.
AUGCCUCAGAAAACGCUCAACCUUGUCUUUGACUUCGAUGGAACAAUCACCACAAAGGACACAAUCGGUACCUUGGCACAGAUUGCCUUGCGAUUCCAGAAUGAACGCGGCAUCGACCUAUCCUCCGCAUGGCAGCAGAUACUCAAAGACUACAGUCAAGAUCACAAACACCAUGUUUCCACAUAUAAACCUGUCGCAAACGACCGCCUCUCUCUCCGAGAAGAGCUCACCUAUCUGCGGGGCCUGAGUGAAGUUGAUCUGCGAUCUGUUAAGCGUGUGGAGCAAUCAGGGUUAUUUCGGGGUAUCAGAAGAGCAGACCUUAUGAAAGCUGGGGAUGUCGCACGAACGGAAGGGACCGUGAAGCUACGUGAUGGGUUUGCGGAUCUUAUGGCCGUGGCCAAAGACAAUGGAUGGACCGUCUCGGUGGUUUCUGUCAACUGGUCAAGGUCCUUCAUCAGCGGCGUCUUGUCGGACUACAGUUUCGAUAUUGUUGCCAAUGAAAUCGAGAUGGAUGGAAGUAUAUCUGGGCCAGACGUGCUUGGGCCACCGUCGCGAGAGACUACAUUAAUGACUUGCGAGGAUAAGCUGCGCGCUUUGCGUGCCUUGGCUACUCGUCAGGGAGUGAAGAAUGCCGAGGCCUUAGUCUACUUUGGCGACUCUACAACGGACAUAGAGUGUUUGCUGGAGGCCCGUGGCGUCGUAAUAUCGUCGGGGCCGGACUCAAGCUUGAUGACAACUCUGCGGAGGGUAGGAUACGAGGUACCGCAGGUUGAUGAACACCGUCCCUCGAGUGGUAUUGCAUGGGCCUCGACGUUUGUGGAAGUUAACGAGUGGCUUUCUCACUUCGAGGAUUGA